GCUUCAGAGACGACUUACUAGCACUGUUUUCUGCUUAGUUCCCUCCUGGCCAGUGAUGGGGCGCUGUAAGUACGAAGCGUUUAGUGUAAACCGUCAGCCAUCUGCUGCAGUCAGUUAGCUCCAAAGGGAAUGGAAAAUGGAGGACUGACCCAAGAAAGAGCGAGCGCGCAUCGUCGGUAUUUAUAACUUAUGGGUUCUCUAACCUCAUAUCAAGUCUGAUGAUUACUGAUGCGAAAGCCUUUGUUUUAUUUGAAGAAGUGCUUUGUUAGACAUCUACUGAACUGCAGACAUUCAUUUUGAAAAUAGUGACUCCAUCAUCUAUGGAUGGGAAUGUGAGCCCUGAGCUCUCUCUAGCUCCUGAGCCAGAGCAGAGCCAGGAGUGCAUGGAUAGCUGCUCUCAAGGCGUUGCAGAAGGGGAUAGCGAGAAGAAAGAACAGCUUCACCCUGAAAGUGAGAAUGUGGUUAAAGAGUUGGUAGAGGAGCCAGAUAAAUCUUCAAAGGCCAAGAGCGAGCUAAAGAAAACUUGGCGUUUCCGUCGGUCCACCGUUGCAAAGAGAGAGAUGCCAGUGGAGGCAGCAACCGACAGCCCUGAGACCCGCUGUCCUGUGCGCCGUAGUGGCAGACAGCCUAGUACUGACAAACUAGAGGACUUCCUCUUGAAUGCCAAGAGAGGGUCAAGAAAGAGCGCCCCUCCCAGUUUAGAAAGUGGAGAUCCUCCUUCACAAACCCCAACUGAUGCAGAGACCCGCCUCAGAGGCCGCUUUGAUGGUAAUGCUGAGUCCAGGACUGUUGAGGACAAAGCAGAGACUUCUGAGAGGAGGACAAGGAGUGGCGCCAGGAAGCAGACUCAAAAGAAAACUCGAGGUGGUGGCAGACAGAUCCGAGGAGGUGGUGCGACAGCCAAAGAUGAGGGAAUUGAGAAUGAAGAAGAUAGUAAAGAUGCUGUCUCAAACGAACAAGAUAACAGUGAGGCAAAAGAAGCAAAGAGUGAUUCCACUUCUGAAGCUGUAGGGAUUGUCAGUGCAACACAGACUCAGCCCGAGCAUGAGUCUGAGAAGAACGAGUUGGCUGAGGAGAACGACGAUGAUAAAAAUGACGCUGAGAAGACCAGUGAUGACAGUGCUGACAAGGCUGCAGCAGUGCCUGUAAAACGUGGACCAAUAAGAACUUAUGUCAAUAAAAAGAAGGCAGCUAAUAGAAACACUACACCAGUUAAAGCCCCCACCUCUGCGCCCGACAACAAGAACACUGCUCCCGUAAAGAAGGAAACAAAGCCUAAAGUUACCCAAAGUGUUGGCAAAACACGGAAGACCCAGACACAAGAGGAGGAGGAGGAAGAAGAGGAAGAAGAAGAAGAGGGGGAGGAUGAGAAUGACUUAUCCACGUCGUCAUCAUCAGUUGAGUCUGAUGAUGGAGGCUAUGACCCCAAUGCACUUUAUUGCAUUUGUCGUCAGAAACACAACAAAAGGUUUAUGAUCUGCUGUGACCGCUGUGAGGAGUGGUUCCACGGGGACUGUGUAGGAAUCACCGAGGCCCGUGGACGGCUGAUGGAAAGAAAUGGGGAAGACUACAUCUGCCCAAACUGCACCGCUAAAAACCAGGUGGUCAGGCCUGCCACAUCUAUCCUCUCUGCAAAUACAGAGAUUGGGAAGUCCAAAGCUGAUUUUGCUUCUCUGAUCAAUGCUGCCGCUCCUCCUGUUGUUACCUCAUCUGCAACUGCUGUUAAAGCCAUUAACACUGGAGCAGACUUCAGUUUCUCGGCUGUUCGGGCUGUGGCAGCAUCGCCAUCUGCAUCAACUACUGGAACCGAUGAGAAGGCAGCAGAGGACCUUGGUAUCAAAGGCAGGAUAGAGAAAGCUACUAAUCCAACUGGAAAAAAGAAGAUAAAAAUCUUUCAGCCGGCAGUACAGCAACCAGCUGAACCUAAGGCAGAGGAGAAGGCCGCAAUACCUGUUGAAAAGAAGGCAACAGAAGGCGCACCAGAAGUGAGAGCCCCACCAGAUACAGAACAGAAAGUUGCGUCACAUGUCGAGGUGAAAACAACACCAACAGUGGAGGUGCCCGAGGGCAAGAUUGAGCAGAAGGGUGAGGAGUCUUCCCUCUCAAAAUGUAUUGGACCUGGCUGUGAAAAUGAUGCCCAACCAGACUCUGUGUAUUGUGGAAAUGACUGUAUCCUGAGACAUGCUGCUGCUGCGAUGAAGUCCAUCACUGAUGUCAAAGAGCCCAAGCAGAAGGACAAGGCCAAGGCUCAGAAAACAAGUCCUCUCUCAAGGAGUGGUGCUGGUGGGAAGAAGGUGCAGAAGAAGAGCCGGGAGGAGUCCGAUAGCGAAGACCACAGUCCUGAUCCAGAUGAGGAUGACGAAGAUGAACAUGCUGAGGAACACCCGCCUCCGCCAGCCACUGCAUCCUGGUCCAGCGACCAUAAUUACAUUGCAGUAACACCAGAAAAGACUACACCCAUUUCACCAACAGUGUUAAACAAAAAGUCCCCUACGAAAGAAGAGAAGGACCAUAAGGAAAAGGAACCGACUGCAACUCCUGAGAAAGUCUCUUCAGCCUCUGCAACAGCUGGAAAAGGAAACAAGAAGUCCACAACAACAAAACCAACCAAGAUUUCCCCGAAGGGAAAGAAACCUUCAGUUCAAGCUUCCAGCUCCAAGGGAUCCAAGAAGCCUGUAACACCCCCACCUAAAAGUGCAGUGAAGUCCAAAAAAGCAGGCCAGCCACCUGUCCAGUCCCCAUCUCCCUUUCCUCCAGGCCCUAUCCAUGUCACAGGAGCGCUCAGGGUCACCAAGUCCAACUUCACCAUUCCUAAGAAGCAGCCUCAGCAAAAAGACCCUAGUCCCCACAGGCAGUCGCCCUCGUCCUCUAGAGUCCCAUCAUCUCCAGUUUCCUCCUCUCCCUCCAGCCACUCUUCAUCCUCCAGAUCUUCACAUUCAGCUGCUUCGACACCUGUUUCCAUGCCGCCUCCACCCAACAACCAGAUGAGACAGAACAUCCGGCGCUCUUUGACAGACAUCAUCUAUAAAAGGGUGAGCGACAGUGAUGAUCUGAAAAUGACAGAGAGCGAGGUGGGACGACUGGCAUUUGCCAUUGAAAAGGAGAUGUUUAACCUCUGUCUUAGCACUGACAGCAAAUACAAAAACAAAUACAGGUCCCUCAUGUUCAAUCUCAAGGAUCCUAAAAACAAAGGCUUGUUCUACAGAGUGGUGGGAGGUGAGGUCAGUCCCUUUAGACUGGUCAGACUAAGUGCUGAAGAGCUGGUUUCAAAAGAGAUAUCUGAAUGGAGGAAGCCCGAGCCUACUGAGUCUCCUGGUGCAAGGACCCAUUCAGGGCAGUCCAAACUAGGCAGCAGGCAUGAUGGUGGCUCCCAUAGCGUCGAUGUGGAGGAUGUGCCACCAACAUCUGAUGCAGAUGUAUGUAUCUCUACCACCGCUUCAUCUUCUCGCAUGGCUUCUUCUACAGAUCAAGAGGAGUCUGGCUCCAUGGCUUCAGCUUCAGCUCAGGCAUCUGCUGCUGAGGGGAGCAGUGGUAGCAGUGUGCCAGACAUUUUUAGUAGCAUGCUCAAAGAUACUACUUCUGAACACAGGGCUCAUCUGUUUGACCUCAACUGCAAAAUAUGUACAGGACAAAAGACAGAAGAUGAGCCUGCUGCUAAAAAAGCCAGACUCAGCAAGAAGCCUGAAACAAAGCCACCCAGACAAGAGUCAGUCUCAUCCAGGUCAGGGGACGUCUCACCUGUCAGCCAGUCACAGACCACCACCGCCUACCAAGACCCUUCAUUGUACCAACACCCGGUCUCUUCGUCCUACCAGUCCACCAUAGAGCCAGCUGUUCCAGAACCACAGCCACAGCCCUAUCAGGAGGAUGUCACCAUGAUGGCACCUUCAGCCCAGGCCCCUGUACCUGUCACCCCCACUGUCUCCUCUGUCAGUAUCACCCGCAGAGACCCUCGCAUGGCCAGGCACAGCUCCGGGGUGACUGUCACCUACACGGCCCAAGAAAAGCCCACCAGCAAUGCAGCAGAGCCACUCCCAGCACCUGUUACUGCUUCAGUGGAGGUUUUACCUAAGGCACCGCUACCAAUGCCCCCUGCACCACCGGCUUCAGUGGCUGCACCCAAGUCGUCAAAAACAAGUGCAUCUGAGCCGCCUCCUGAGGGGGAAACUGCAAUAUUUCUCCAUGGUCAAGAGAAGAUUUGGAAAGGAUUUAUCAACAUGCAGUCAGUAGCAAAGUUUGUAACCAAGGCUUACCUGGUCUCGGGAUCAUUUGAACACCUGAAAGAGGAUUUGCCAGACACCAUUCAUGUUGGAGGCCGGAUUUCUCCAAACACGGUUUGGGACUAUGUUGGAAAGCUAAAAACCUCCCUGUCCAAGGAGCUGUGCCUGAUCCGUUUCCAUCCAGCCACAGAGGAGGAAGAGGUGGCAUAUGUCUCUCUGUUCUCUUAUUUUAGCAGCAGAAAACGAUUUGGUGUGGUGGCGAACAACAACCGCCGCAUCAAAGACCUCUAUCUCAUCCCACUGGGCUCAAAGGACCCAUUACCCUCCAAACUAUUACCAUUUGAUGGGCCAGGUCUUGAACCAGCUCGUCCCAACCUCCUGCUGGGCCUGCUGAUCUGCCAGAAGGACAGAAAGCGUCCUGGUGGUCCGUUAGAAACUGAGGAGAAACGGUCCAAGACUCAAACCAAAGAUGCAGAAGAAAUCGUGCUUCCAAAACCACCUCCCACAGUCAAAGCAGAAAAAACCACACGACAGAGUCUUGAACUCCCCUUCAGUACAACUCCUCCAGGAUCGCCUCCAUCUAGCUUCUCCGACACCGCCAGCAGCACUGUGGCCACCACCUCUGUUCUGUCCUUAUUGUCCUCUGUCAAAGCUCCAGCUACAUCUGCUACCACUGACAAAGAUUCCCUUUCUUCAUCCAACUCUGUUUCUGCAUCUGCUGCAGCUGCCAGUCCUCUUGAGACCAUUUUCAAGGCUCUCUUUGGGAAGAAAAAGCAUGACUCUGAAGCUUCCAACUCACCAUCUGAUCAGGGUGGAGAAUUCUCUGCCCCAACAGGAACAAUUUUAGACCCCAUAGUGCAGAAAUAUGCACAGAUUCCUAAAGAAAAACCAGUAGAGGAGGAUGAAGAUGACCGACCUUAUGACCCAGAAGAAGAAUAUGACCCCAGUAGGGGCUACAAUGUGCCUAAGAAGCCUAUGGAGGUUGUAAGCAAACCUGAACUCUCCAAGCAGCCUAAGACGGAAACAAGUGAAGCUGAUGACGUGGCAUAUGACCCAGAGGAUGACUAUUUUGAAGAGGUUAAAACUUUAGUUCCAGGUCAAGCUAAGCCUGCAACUGAGUGUACGACCGAUCCCCAAAAGAUCCUGGAGAGCCUUAAACAGAUUGGUGAUCAAGCAUUGCAGAAACAAGGAGCGCAGCAAAUCUCCUCUACGAGCGCUCCUGCCACCUCGGUGACAGUUCCAAACUCGCUCUUAACUCAACCUACAAAAUCUCUUUUGGCCAGUACUCAGUUGCUACAGCUUGGCAAAAAGGUCGAAGAACUUGUGAAAUCUUCAUCGGUUGCUCCUUUGAUCAAUCAGAAGAGAGAUCCCAGACAGAGCAGGGAUCCUCGCCAGGCUACAGGCAGCAGAAAACUGUCUGAUGAGCCUGAAGACACAGAGGAGACGCCUGCGUCAGUGACCGAGCCUGCUCCUCCAGCCUCGCAGCCUGAGGUGCAAGAGCCACAGUCGCCUAAAACAGCCGAACUUGCAGACACCUCACAAGAUUCAGACCCCUCAUUGCAUCAAGAGGAAGUGAAAAAUGAGGUGCUAGUCUUCAUGGAGUCGGACAAGACAGAGGUGUCAAUUCCUUUAUUAGGCGAAAAGGUGGAACCUGAUAUGGAAAUCAACUACAUGGAUGAGAAAGAAGAGACAAGUGAGGAAACUGAGCCCGUAAAGGCUGAAACGGAGAUGGACAAGUUCAGUAUUUGGCCAAAUGCUGCCAGUAUCUUAAAAGCUGACGAGGACUCAGAGUAUGAGGAGAAUAGCCAAGAAGCAUCGAGCUAUUAUAGUGAGCCUGCAAACACAUCUGCGAUAACUUCCACAAUCCCAGUACUUACACAGAGCACAACAUUAGCUGACACUCAGUCACAUCACAUGCUUCAUCGCAUACCAGGGUCAGGCUUUGACAGCGACUACAAAUCUCCAGCUGACAUUCCUCCACAGUCCAACUUCCCUCCUCCCCAUUCCAUGCAUGGACAAACUCUACUAAUGAGGCCUCCCCCAGUGUCUGUUCUACCACCCAUACAGGGUCCUCCUCCAAUGUCAGGCACCCUUCCUAUACAGGGACCCCCUCCUCCAAUCCACGUUCCUCCCCUGUGCACGGUCCCUCUCCCCAUGCAAGGUGAUAGCAAUCAGCAAUAUGGCCCGCCACCAUCUUCGUACUCGCCAUAUCAAAACCAGUGGUCAGGCACGCAGCCGCCACCACUGCAACAACCACUACCUGGUCCACCACCUCAGAAUAUCAUGCCACCCAGAGGACCACUACCAUUCCCUCCAGUAGCCCAGAGGGGUCCACCUCCUCAGAUAUUUGAUCCCUAUCCCCCUCAGCACAUUGGACAACAAGGUCCUCCAGGACUUCCCCCUCCCCCCCACUUUGAUGGACAGAACAGCUUAGCUCCACCCAGAUUCACUGGUCCACCACCACCUUUUAAUUUCCCUGGAAACAGAGGUCCUCCUCUGCCUUUCGCCACACCACCACCUGUUCUUGAUAACAGGCUUCCUCUUCCAAACCUCUUUCCAGGGCACAGGGGUCCCCCACCACCUCAGUAUGGCGACCACGGAGCUCAGCCUCCAAUAGUAGACCAGUCUCGAGUACCUGCAGAACAGUAUAACAAAGACACUGCUAAUAAUCCAGUCAAGGGCCCUCCACCAGGACCAGGCUAUCGGGGACCUCCACAUAACCAAUAUGAGGAUAGAAGAGGUCCACCUCCCAGUGGGGAGCUCUUCAAUCCACAAAACCAGUAUGGUGGCUCCAGACCACCAUCCUCACCACCACACCGAGGAUUUUUUGAUGAGCACAGAGGUCCUCCACUUCAGGAGAACAGACCUCAGCCUUUUGCAGGCUCUGACCGGUACCGCUUUGACAGGUACACUGAUGAGGCUAGACCUGUUCGCCACAGCGGGCCAUUACUGCCAACUCCUCCGGACGCUCCCUUAGGUCCACCAGACCUACACCGGGAUGACCACUGGCGCCGCCAUUCUCCUGAAAUGAGGAGGAGGAGCAUUGCCUGCGAGGACUCAGAGCCUCGCAGUGGAGAUCGCUUCAGCCGCUUUGAAGGACAUAGAGAGCUUGCUCAUGGUUCCUCACAGGCCUCUGAAGAGAGACCGAGGGACCUGUCUGAGGACCGCCGGAGGGAAGAGAGGGAAGUCCCUCAUGCUGGCAGGUCCUCGUGGGACAAGGGGCAGGGAAAGCGGUGGGGCCGAGAAAGAGAGUGGGACAGAGGCAGAGAAAGGGACCGGGAUCGCGAGCGUAGCCGAGAAAGAGACCGCAGCAGAGGGAGGGAGGGUGAGAGGCACAGGGAUCAAGAUUCAGACAAGGAUGAGAUAGGGAAAAGGAAAAGAGACAGAGAGAGGGACAGGGACAGGGACAGGGAAAGAGACAGAGACAGAGGUAGGGAUUCUGACAGGAAGGACUAUGACCGUGACAGGGGGAGAAACCGUGACAGAGAACGAGAGCGUGAGAGAGACAGGAAGCAGCGGGACCGAUCCAGAAGCAGAGAGAGAGACCGUGAUAGGGAUCGUGGGGAAAGACCGGGGUAGAGAGAGGAAAGAGACAGAGACAGGGAGAGAGACAGGGAGAGGGAGCGAGAGAAGGAGAGAGAGAAGGAGAGAGAUCGCGAUAGAGGCAGAGAUCGACGGGAAAGAAGCCGAGAAAAAAAAGAAGAGAAAAAGGACAGUAAGCACGAUACGUCCAAGGAGAGUGAUAAAACCACAGAAAAUGGCAAGAACGUUCCUAGUCUCUGUUCUAUGGACAUUAUGGUUCUAAGACACUUGUCUUUCACCCAGUUUAAAAAAAUCACUGUAAAUGUAGAUGAGCAGUAUUUCAUCAGAUUUCCACAGUUGUGUUUCCCACCAGACAAAAAUAUUUGAAAUGUUUGUAUUCUCUUUGUCCACUUAAGGUUUCUAAGUUUCUUUAUUACAUUUGAAAACAAAAAACCCUGAAUCCAGUCUAAACUGCUUGUGUUACAAGACGUGUUCAUUUAGACCUCUCGGUCCUAUUACGUGUAACUUUUUCUUGUCAAACCAUUUUUUUUUUUUUUUUUUAGAAAAAACAGUAAUGUAACUGGUUCACACCCAUUUGCAAUAUGUAAAUAUGAAUGUAUUUGUGUAUAUACGGAUGUUUUAAUCAUACUUUCUAAGUAGAGACGAUAAAAGCCAUAUAUCUGAGAUGGAUAAUGUGAAGGCUAAAGAUACACUGAGACAUAAGUGUGUGUUUAUAUGUUCAGCCAGCUUUGAAUAAAUGACUUCACAUCUACAGUAUACACCACGUAAAUGGUUGUUAAUGAACUGUCACUUUUUUUUGUUUCAGCUCAGCCAAUUAAACCUGUUUGAUGACAUUUGU
Archocentrus centrarchus (flier cichlid) is the source of this 8601-nucleotide messenger RNA. RefSeq names its product death inducer-obliterator 1 (gene dido1). Gene Ontology annotation, biological process: DNA-templated transcription; apoptotic signaling pathway. Gene Ontology annotation, cellular component: nucleus. NCBI's taxonomy places the organism in Eukaryota, Metazoa, Chordata, Actinopteri, Cichliformes, Cichlidae. The record is from RefSeq and is a predicted model, not a curated record.